Molecule: messenger RNA, 879 nt
Organism: Aureobasidium melanogenum CBS 110374
Lineage: Eukaryota; Fungi; Ascomycota; Dothideomycetes; Dothideales; Saccotheciaceae
Product: kinase-like protein
Exons: 3
Biological process (GO): intracellular signal transduction; protein phosphorylation
Cellular component (GO): cytoplasm
Molecular function (GO): protein serine/threonine kinase activity; ATP binding
Source: RefSeq, a predicted model, not a curated record
AUCAACAACUAUGAAAUCAUUGACGAACUCGGCAGAGGUACACACGGCAAAGUUAAGCUUGGUCGCAAUCUUGCCACAAACGAAUAUGUUGCGAUCAAGAUUGUGGAGCGCUACUCCAAGAAGCGUCGACUCGGCAAACUAGGCAACGCCGAAGACAAAGUCAAGAAGGAAGUUGCCAUUCUGAAGAAGGCUCGUCAUCCAAACAUCGUCGCCCUACUGGAGGUCAUCGACGAUCCCGCUCGCAAGAAGGUGUAUAUUGUUUUGGAACCACAGAAUCUGGAUGCCGACCUUCACCCCGAUCUGCAAUAUGUCCCUUGCAUGUCCGUGAACGCCGCUCGAGUGGCAUUCAGGGACACUGUCUUGGGCUUACAGUAUCUUCAUUACCAAGGCAUCAUCCACAGAGACAUCAAGCCUCCCAACCUCUUGCAGACAGCUGACCACCGGACAAAGAUCUCGGAUUUCGGCGUUUCGUAUCUCGGCCGUCCAAUCAACGAUGACCAAGUCCCUGAGAAUCUUUCAGAAUCUGAUAUGCAGGACUUUGACGAGGCUAAAGAGCUGGCGAAGACGGUGGGUACGGCUGCUUUCUACGCUCCCGAGCUGUGCUACACUGAUGGGGGUGGCGAAACCCCUCCAGUGGGACCUGCUAUCGAUGUAUGGGCCCUCGGCAUCACUCUGUUUUGUAUGCUCUUUGGCCGCACGCCAUUCGUCGACAACGAGUAUGUUGUCAUGCGGCGCAUUGCUGACGAGGAAAUCUACCUGGCAUAUGAAGAACUGGAUGACCUACUUCUCGAUUUGUUCCGUAGAUUACUGCAGAAAGAUCCUACGAAGCGCAUUACCCUGGAAGAAGUUCGACACCACCCAUGGGUAAUACAGGACAUC